Messenger RNA from Mesorhabditis spiculigera, 1131 nucleotides. The record is from the annotation of a GenBank genome assembly. NCBI's taxonomy places the organism in Eukaryota, Metazoa, Nematoda, Chromadorea, Rhabditida, Rhabditidae.
AUGCACCGAGGGCGGUUGCUGAUUGUUGCGCUGUGUUUUGCCACCUGCCUCGAGGCCGCGAAUUUAACCUGUUCUCCGAACAAAAUCUGGCUCGAUGUGGAGAUCCUCUUCGACAGCUCGAGCGCCACGAAUGCGACCGGCUAUUUUUCGAUGAUCAGCCAAGUGAAAUCGGCCUUCCAGGGCGUCACCCUUGGCCAAGGGUUACGAUACCAAAGCCGAAUCGGCGUCAUCGCCUACGCGGCCGCACCACGAAAUGUCGCAAAUCUGAAAGAUUUCAAGUCGUACGCCGAUUUUAACAACCUCGCCAUACCGUAUCUGCCGAGCGAGGUAUCUGAUUUGACGAGUGCGAUUGACCUGGCGCGCCAAAAACUCUAUGAUGUCCAGGUGACAAAUCGGCAGGAAGUGAUUCUGAUCGCUUCGGAGGGAUAUCGACAAGGCAAUUUCGCGAGCCCGAAUGCUUCCGUGGAAACGUUCAAGCUUAGUGGAGGGAUUGUGGUGGUCCUAAGCUUUGAAGACGGCCCAAAAGUUUCAAAGCUGCAGGAUCUGGCCAGUCCGGGCUAUUUUCUGGAUGCGAGCAAGGGGCUGGACGGGCAGAAAUUGGUCGGAUUACUGUGUCAGGCAAACUACUUCUGCCCCUGUAUCGGUGAUUGCAGCGACCCGGGCGAGCACUUUUUGCCCGGCAGUAAUGAUAUUGCGACCGGUUGCUUUUGGUAUGGAACCGGCACCAGCACGCAACUUUCGGCAAGAGAAGCGUGCCCAAAGCUGGAGCUACAGUCGACGUUGGCGCAAACGAAGGAUAUUUCCGAAGCACUCGCCGCGCUCAAUCCAUACCGUAGCGGUGAGGGGCGUACGCUGGGCGUGUGGGUUGGCCUGACAAAUAAUGGGAGUGCGGCGGUACCGGAUUGGCGAUGGUUGGAUGGGACUCGAGUGGAUCCCGGCAUCGCGGCCCAAUUGAAGCCGGCGAGCGACGCGGAAAAGUGUGCGUAUCUGAAGUCGAACGGCGGCUUCUUGUACGAAUACGAUGCGUCGACGUGCCUCGUUGGCCGUUAUUUUGCGUGCAGAACCGAGGCGUGUACGAGCGACUCCUAUUGUGCGCCGACGACGCCGAGUUUUGCGCAGCAGACCUUCCGA